This is a messenger RNA of Paramecium pentaurelia, 1194 nucleotides long. Lineage: Eukaryota; Ciliophora; Oligohymenophorea; Peniculida; Parameciidae. The record is from the annotation of a GenBank genome assembly.
AAUGUUUUAAUUCAAAAAGAUAGCCAAAUUACCUUUAAUUCUAAUUCAAUGUGAAUGUGGAAGGGAGUUUUUAUAAGAAGAAAUGUAUUGUUGUCUAUCGUAUUAUUAUUUAUUCAUCUUAGAUGCCAAAACAGUAUGUGUAGAUAUUGUACAUCAAAUGAAAUAUUUUGUUAUUAUUGUAGAAAUUGUGGAGAUGUACAAAUUACAAGUGAAACAUCCAAUCUGACAGUUAGUUGUAGUUCUUGUUUUGAAUGUCCUAUUUGCAAAAAUGUAUUACGUAGACAAAUAGACACUGAAAAGAAUUAUGGAUUCACAUGUUCAUAUUGUUUUUAUACAACACGAUCAAUUGGAGUGACUGAUCCUAAUUUUUAAUAAGUCUAUGCCAAAAUUAAUAAUGCUUAUAAAUAGGAAUAUGAAGCUGAGUAUAAGGAUUUUUAAGAUUAAUAUAAUCGAAUUAAAAGUAUUGAGAAUAAUAAUUUCCUCAUUAAAAAACAAUAAAAAAAUAAACAUGUCUUAAAAUCAUUAUCAUAAUCAUGGACUAAAAGUGAGGCUUUAGUUCAUUAUAGUAAUGCAGAGAUAGAUAAGAUGACUAAAGAAAAAAACUUAAAAGUUGUUCUAUAAAGAUAUAACUUAGACUUAAAUAAUAAAUAAGUUGAAUUGCAGGAUUAUAAUCCUUCAUUAUAAACACCAGCUUUAUUACCAAUACCUUUAGGAUUAUUAAGUAGAAAGAAUAGAAAAUGCAGAAAGUGUUAAAAAUUGAUUUUUACACUUUAACCAGAAAAAAAUUCAAAAAAAUUUGCUUAUAGUGUUUAAAACUUACAUUAUGAUCAUGCUCCUUAUUUGUAAAUAGGGAAAGUAUCUUAUGUGAAUAAGGAAAAAACAGAAUUGUCAGUAGUCAUCUAAAUGUUUAAUAAAACUAAAAAUGCAAUGGAAUAUUCACUAUCUCCUCUUGAUUAGUAAAUUUUGGAAUAAUAUAAAUUAUUAACAGUUAAGAAUCUUCCUUCACCCACUUUUACAUUCAAUAAUGAUAAUAUAGAAAGCGAUGUUUAACAAUAUUAAAAAUUCGAAGCCAUUUUAAUUAUUAAAGAUGCCACAAAAAUUCAAUUUGCAUUUUCUGUAUCAGCUAAAAUUAAAAUGCCCAUGGAUUAACAAUAAUUGAAUUAUAAUGUUAAUGUAUAUAUUGGAACAUUAUGA